AUGGAGGCUGACUGUUCCUCUGCUUCAGAAAUAACCAUUUGCCCGGGUGGUGGGCGUGGCUGCCCCCGGCGGGCUCCGGAGCCUGGCUGCGGAGUGGGUGUCCGGGGCGCUCGCGGCUGGAGCGGCGCGGGGGGCGGGAAGGCGCGCGCCGAAGGGGUGGGGGGAGGAGAAGGGGCGGGGGAGGGAGGAGAAGGGGCGGGAGGCUCGGGGGUGGAGCCGGGACCGCAGCGCCUGCCGCUCGCUCUGCGCUGUAGCCGCCGCUGCCGCCGCUGCUCUUGGCUCGGGGACGCGGGCGGGCGCUCCGAGAGGCUCUGGUGCCUGCGGCUGCUGCUCUCCUCCGGCGCCCGGGGCUGCGGCGCUCCGGGUCCCGGCCCCUGUCCCGGCGUCUCUCGGGUCCCUGAGCCCCGGCCCGGGGUCCCGCGUCCGGCCGGAGAGAACGCACUCAGCUGCUCGAGCCGCCCCGGGCUCGCGCCCCCAGGCCAUGAAGAGGGGCCCGUGAGGCGCGCGCGGAGUCGGGAGGAAGAGGAGGGAGGAGGGAGGCCGAGGAGGAGGGCGCGGGAGGCGGAGAAUGCUGCCGCGGCUGCUGCCGACGCCGCCACCCGCGGGCCCUCGGCGACCCUGACUCCAGACCCGAGGAUGGAGCCGGCGCUGGGCGCUGCAGCUGCUCCCGGCGCGCCCCCGACCAGCCAGGCCCGCUCGUUAGCCAGUCCGGAAGCUUGGAAAGACAGCGUGGGAUCCUGAAGAAGCCCUGGCCCUGCGGUCAGACAGACCUUGGUCAUCCUCCAGCUGGGUGACCGUGAGCCAGUCACCAAGCCUCAGUUUCCUCUUCUGUAAUACAGAUGCCUGACCCUGCGCCCACCUGAAAACGACGGGUCCCAGAGCCACAGACAAGCUCUGAUGCCGCCAAGGCUUGGUCUUUGACUUGCCAGCUGAGACCACAGCUAAGAGUCCCACAGAACUUGGCCCCAUCAGCUCGCUCUAUUUCGAAGCCCAGGGAAAGGCAGAUGCUUCUGUUGUGAGUUGAUAGACGGAGGCAAGACGCUGCCCCAGGAUUAAACCAGGCGCGGUAGCUCACUC
Molecule: messenger RNA, 1077 nt
Organism: Nomascus leucogenys (northern white-cheeked gibbon)
Lineage: Eukaryota; Metazoa; Chordata; Mammalia; Primates; Hylobatidae
Product: protein argonaute 2-like
Exons: 5
Coding region: 1-741 (246 amino acids)
Source: RefSeq, a predicted model, not a curated record